This is a messenger RNA of Argiope bruennichi, 818 nucleotides long. Its product is annotated as histidine-rich protein PFHRP-II-like. The transcript is spliced from 4 exons. Bases 40 to 684 code for a protein of 214 amino acids. NCBI's taxonomy places the organism in Eukaryota, Metazoa, Arthropoda, Arachnida, Araneae, Araneidae. The record is from RefSeq and is a predicted model, not a curated record.
CUUUCCUUAAGGACUACAUCAGUUCUCCAGUCUUCAGCCAUGAAAGUGAUUGCCAUCGUUCUCCUUAUGGCUGGUGUUGCCAUGGCCCAGUACGCUGCACACGGUGCCCCAGUUGUUCACCAGGUGGUCCACCAACCUGCUGCAUAUGGUGCUGCUUCCGCCGGACAUGCCUACGGAGCCCACGGACAACACGCUUCUGGAUACGCCGCCCAUGGAAACGCACACCACGCCGACCGAGGACACUACGCUGACAGGACACACGCCGCUCACGGACACCACAACGCCGGAGCUGCAUCCAGUCACGAUGCCCACGGAGCCCAAGCUUCCCACUACGGCAAGUACCGAAACGUUGGAGCUUACGCCAGUGACAAGGGAACCGGAUACGAAAAGGCCUACGCCUACGAUAAGAAGGCCGGACACCAUGCCAUCCUCAAUGACCACGGUGCCCACGCUAGCAGGUACGGAGUUGCAGACAGGGCUGCACAUCACAAUGUUGGAGCUUACGCUCAGGCCGGACACGACAGACAUGGAGCCCACGACAGAUACGCCGCCCAGGCUCAUGGAGUCCGAGCCCACGACAACGCCGCUUACGGGCGAUACAGCACUGGACACCAACAGGCUUAUCAACAAUCCCCAGCAGUAGUCUCUUAUCAACAAGCCCCAGCACAUUCCUACCAUUACUAAAGAUCUCACUUUGAACGGUUUUCUACUGGACAUUCAUGAUGGGAAAAGAAAAUCACAAUAUUUGUUGUUUUCUCUGUCGUUACAUUAUUAUUUAUUAAAUUUUCUUCGUGUGAAAAAAACAAACAAGAAAAACC